Molecule: messenger RNA, 573 nt
Organism: Serpula lacrymans var. lacrymans S7.9
Lineage: Eukaryota; Fungi; Basidiomycota; Agaricomycetes; Boletales; Serpulaceae
Exons: 3
Coding region: 99-371 (90 amino acids)
Source: RefSeq, a predicted model, not a curated record
GGUGAUCGCGAGAGCGACGCAAUGGUACCUGAAAGAGACAUAGAGACGGGGGACAUGCGUGACAAAUGAUAGACGGUAGUACUUGAGGUCAUUUUGGAAUGGCCAGUAAGCUGGUGGAUGCACACCAGCUAGCACUGGCAUGCAGCGAGGACAAGCGGGGGAGAGCUCGAAGGAGGACCCAGGGUGGUGGAGUGACGCGUCAACUGCUUGUCAAAAGCGAAUGGGAAAUGGAGGUAUUUACGGAAAGGCUAGAUGUAGUAGCACUAGAAACCAAGCUAGCUAUAGUGAGGAGGAAUGAACUCGGAACCGCGUGGUGCAAACCCUAUGCGAAACCUGGAAUGCAGAGGUUGCAAUGGAAGAGACAGUUGUGAAACUGAAGGUUAUUGUUGGAAAGAGUAAGCCAGACUAUGCAGGUUGUGUGAUAAAUUGGUGGUGGAAGGACGGUACUUACGACCAAAAUGGCCUCGGAACAAAGGUCACUAUAAACGACCGAGACAACGUUGGGAACAGCCAACUGUGCUCAUCCACAGAAAUAGUGGGCCCCUCUUGUUUUCUUUUUUGUGUGGGUGGUCC